This is a messenger RNA of Trematosphaeria pertusa, 1710 nucleotides long. RefSeq lists its product as uncharacterized. The coding region runs from base 426 to 1445 and encodes 339 amino acids. The record is from RefSeq and is a predicted model, not a curated record. The transcript has a single exon. NCBI's taxonomy places the organism in Eukaryota, Fungi, Ascomycota, Dothideomycetes, Pleosporales, Trematosphaeriaceae.
CUCGACAACUUCGGCGACGCUGCCUGCUACAACUCGCAAUCUUCCGCAAGAGCGAACCUGAGAUCCUCAGUAGCCUCUCGGGACCGCAGCUUCAACAUACGAAGAUCUGGCCGUUAACUCAUAGCGACUGACUAACCGGCCGGUCCGCCAAAGUUCACCCGCUCUAUUACGAGCCGACAUCUGCCUACAAAGGUUAGUAUUUUGCAAGACUCUUUCCUCACUUUGACGUCGGUUUCUGCUGUUUGUCGGCUGUUCCUUGUCUACGUCCGCUCCUCCCGAUCUUUUCUCUUCUCCCCGCAAACUAAUUACGAUUCCCCAACCGUGGCGUAUCCGCUGCCGUACUGUCAGUCAUAGAACGCGACCCAUUCGGAAGCAUAUCGGGCGGCUAUCAACACAAUCACCGUUCUCCGACUGCAUCAGCUAUCAUGGAGGGUGGAGGAAGUCUCUUCUCUCGAAUCAGGCCCGCCAAACGCACUCCCAAGAAGAUUCGCGGUUUCCUCUCCCUGCCAGGAGAACUGCGAAAUCUCGUCUACCGAUACUACUUCCUAGAGGAAUUCAGGUGCGAGAUAGCCGCCAAGGGAUGCGAUUUCACCUAUCGUGAGCCGAAGCUGAUGAAGCUCUGCGUGGGAAUCGUCAAUCCGGAUGGUCCAGCCUGGAGAUACAAAGAGAAGGCGAAGCCGGCUUCGCCGACAACACUCCGGAUCUCCAGGCCUCUGGGCAAUUGCAAACACAUCGACGGACUCAAGACCAGCUGGUUUAACUCACUCUGCGCUCUGAUGCUGGUCUGCAAGCAGAUACACCGCGAAGCCAUCGUAUUCCUCUACCAUACCACGACAUUCGUUUUCAACGCCCCGAAUCGGAUCACCAAUUUUCUCGAUGCGGUCCCGACGAAGAAUCUCAGCUACGUUACCAAAUUGCAUCUCCAUUAUGGGACAUAUGGGCAUCCAUCAUUCCUCGCAGAUCAGAUCUGGAAAAAGAAGCACGUCGCCAGUUGGACCCGUGCAUGCAAAGCGGCCGCGAAGAAGCUCAUCAACCUGCAGGAGCUCGAGAUAUGGAUGCGAGUCAACGACAGUACGCUCUACUUCGACCUCCGCCAAGAGUGGGUGCAACCACUUCUGCAGUUUCGUAGGCUGGCGCGGACACGAAAAUCAAUGUCGGUUGCGGACACCACUACUAGUUUCGCUUCGGAAGAUCACAAGGUGCCCAAGUCAUUGAAGGCCGCCAAGAUACACUUUCGAACGUAUUGGUCUGACUGCUGCGGGUUGUGCAACAAUCCCAAUCUCGCCGAUGCGUCUCUCGACCUACAUCACCUUUUCGCUAAAGCGAUCGGCCGAGCUAUUCUAGGGGCGAGCGAGGAGGAGGCCAUGGCUGAGUUCAAGGAGGCAUGGGAGGGCAAGUACGAGCAGUGGAAGCACUACUUGAGGUUCUACAAAACGGGGUGGUGAUCUGGUAGAUGCGGGAGCUUGACAGGACGGCGCGGAAAAGUGAGUAGUGCAUGGGGAAUGGGAGAGCCAGAAGUCACAGAGGCUCCGAGCCUGCAAUGGCAUCGCGUAGGUUGCUUCAUGCGACGUCAAUCUUUCCUUCUGAGGGCCGAUGACCGCUUUCGUUUCAGAAAAAUGUUGACCUUCUAUUCAUCCGAUUUCUUUACAGGUGGGCCGAUGGGUACAGGGGGUCGUAGGUUCAGUAGACAAAACUGCAAAUAUGGCAUCA